This is a messenger RNA of Paecilomyces variotii, 1185 nucleotides long. RefSeq lists its product as hypothetical. The transcript is spliced from 4 exons. Bases 1 to 1185 code for a protein of 394 amino acids. The record is from RefSeq and is a predicted model, not a curated record. Lineage: Eukaryota; Fungi; Ascomycota; Eurotiomycetes; Eurotiales; Thermoascaceae.
AUGGUAGUAAUUCCGCAUCAAGGAGAGUCGACCGGCGAGGACAAGGAUCUAGACUAUCGUAUCAGGGGUAUAGGACUUGAGCAAAGCAGCGAGAAUUUAAUGUCUUUCUUAAGACAGAAGCUGAACCUCGAGGCUAAUGUCGUGGGGCGAGUUAAAUCCUUCGCGGUCAGCCACAAAGGAGAAUCCAAGGUAGCGGUAAUAUCGUUAAAACCUCGACCGAUGUGUCUUUCGACUCCUGGGAGAGAGGAGUGGAUUUUCGGGCCUGAGUCUGAGGAUGAUGACACACUCAUCACUGUCGAUACACAUUUUCGUGGUGUGACCGUUUUAUACGCCCCGACACAAGCUUCACCGCACACAAUCGAUAUAUGUGCAGUCGCUGGUCUCGGAGGUCAUGCCUGGGGAUCAUUUAAACAUAAAGGUGGCUCUCAGUCGUCGUACAUGUGGAUCCUAGAUGCACUAUCCAAGGACUUUCCAACGGCCCGAAUAAUGGUUUACGGUUCGAAGACAAGGCUUGAGAGGGAUGAAUCGACCCAACAAAGUCUUGAGGAACUAGGACACUUACUACGCAGCGAGAUGCUGACCGUAAGAAACCGACGCACACUAUCCAACAUGAGCGUCGUUGAGCCUUCUCUUGCAGUUCCUUCAAUCUUUAUUGCGCACAGCUUAGGUGGGCUUACUGUGAAGGAGGCUCUUUUACAGGAAAAAGAACACCCAGUACGCGGUAGCUUUAUUGACACCCUUCACGGAGCAUUAUUCUUCGGCGUCCCCAGUCAUGGAAUGCAAAUCAAUGGCCUUAGAGCUAUUAUCCGUGGGCGGCCAAAUCGGACGCUUAUCGAGUCACUAAGCUAUCAGUCUGACACUCUUCUGAGGCUAAGCCAAAGGUUCAAUGCACAAUUUGGGGAUAGCAGACCGAGGAUUAUAUACUUUUACGAGACAGAACGGUCAUUUACCCCUAAAUUUUCCAAUGGACGGUGGAGAAUGGAAGGGACCCCUAAAGAUUUCCUUAUCAACAAGGACUCUGCGACAGAUGGCAAAUGCUGGACACCAGAUCCAGUAGAUAUCCAUCCAUUAAAUCGGGAUCAUUCCGGUUUAGUAAAGUUCAGCAGUCCGGAUGAUGGGGAUCUAGAGCGUGUCCGGAUAGAAUUAACCAAUUUGUUGGAGUAUCCUUCAAGUCGCAGAUUAUAG